Molecule: messenger RNA, 483 nt
Organism: Neurospora tetraspora
Lineage: Eukaryota; Fungi; Ascomycota; Sordariomycetes; Sordariales; Sordariaceae
Exons: 3
Coding region: 1-483 (160 amino acids)
Source: RefSeq, a predicted model, not a curated record
AUGCCCGGCGGCGCUCUGCACUACCCGCUCUGGGCGCCCUACGAGCUGUACGGACGCGUGGAUUACGUGUACGGGUGGAAGGCGUGGAACGAGCGGAACGGGUUCACGGCCGCGCAGGGGAUGAUGAAUGCGCUGGAGACGGGCAUGUAUUUGGUUUAUGCUUGGGGGGUUUUGGGAUUGGGAUGUGGAAAUGGAAAUGGAAAGGGGGCAGAGGGGAGAAGGGGGGCAAUGGUGUUGUUGGUGGGGUUUGCGGCGGCGGUGAUGACGUUGAGUAAGACUGUGCUUUAUUGGCUGAAUGAGUAUUACUCUGGGUUUGACAAUAUUGGUCAUAACUCUACGUUUGAUCUUGUCUUGUUGUGGAUUAUUCCCAACGGCGCUUGGCUCGUCUUCCCAUCUAUUAUGAUCUAUACGCUGGGUUCGGAGAUCAUUGAUGGUUUGGCUGGUCCCUCGACUGAGGUAGAUCGUUCUAUCAAGGUCGAGUGA